Nanorana parkeri is the source of this 1499-nucleotide messenger RNA. RefSeq names its product B-box and SPRY domain containing (gene BSPRY). The record is from RefSeq and is a predicted model, not a curated record. The transcript has 6 exons. NCBI's taxonomy places the organism in Eukaryota, Metazoa, Chordata, Amphibia, Anura, Dicroglossidae. The coding region runs from base 184 to 1335 and encodes 383 amino acids. Gene Ontology annotation, molecular function: protein binding; zinc ion binding.
GACAAGGACACCAAGUCUCCCUUUGCUGUUGAGUGGAUCCCUGAUGGCCAGGUGGCCACCUUGUCCCUGGACCCCUCUGGGAAAGAAGAGACCAUUGAUCUUGGAGAGAACCCCUUUGGGGAUCCACCACCUCCCUACAAGCUGCAGGCGCCAAAAGGAAGAUCUUCCUCUGCCCAAUCCUCCAUGUCAGACACCUGCAGGGACCAUGGGAACCAGCUGAGCCUCUUCUGCUACCAGGACCAAAAGCUAAUCUGCCACCAGUGCAAGUCCCAUGGGACCUGCCAAUCACACAAGACCAAGUCAGCGGAGGAGAGGGCAACCCAGCUGAGGAACAGGAUUGUCGAUCAGUGUGAGAAGCUGCAGCUACAGACAGCCGGGAUCGAGAAGUAUCUCGCAGAAGCCUUGCCAUCAAAGAUCCCACGUGUGGCGAGCACAGCCCGGGCCUCCCGUGAAAUGAUCAUCCAGCGUCUGACGUUCAUCCGCAACAUGUGCGAGAAUGAGGAGCAGCGCCUGCUGGAGGAGGUUCAUGCGGAGGAGGAGCGAGUACAGCAGAGUAUUCUCACCCAGCGGGCCCACUGGACAGAGUCUUCAAAGAAACUCUCUGGCAUCAGGAACUAUCUGGUGGAUAUGUUGACCAAGAUGGACGACCUCAACCUGAUUAACUCUGAAAGUGAGAUGGAUGAGAGAACAGAAGAAGCAGAAGGAAUUCUGGAGCCAGAAGAGUCAGAGAAGUUAAACUUUAACAAUGACUGUGUACAGAGUUCGUUACUGAACAGAUUAUGGGUUUCCUCUAUCCUCUGCUCUACCACUGCGUGUGAAGACCUGACCUUUGAUGAGAAGUCCAUGAGCCCCUUGUUGGUCUUAUCAGAAAACAACAGCCUGAAGUUUCUACAGAAGAAGGCCAAGACGUAUCCAGAUGGGCCUGAGCGCUUUGACCACUGGCCUAACUGUCUGGCCAAUGAGUCGUUCCAGAAGGGCAUCCAUUGUUGGAAGGUCAAUGUGGAGAAGAGUGGUGCCUACAAGCUCGGCAUUACCUACAAAAGCAUUGCACGCAAGGGCUCGGGCAACGAUGCCAGGCUAGGAUUUAACCCCGUAUCUUGGAUUUUUUCACGCUAUGACAAAGAGUUCCGCUUCUCCCACGACUCUCAGCAUGAAGCUGUAGAACUGCUGAAAAGCCCCAAACGUAUCGGUGUUUUGGUGGAUAUCGAUGGAGGAGAACUGGUCUUUUUUGACCCUGGUUCUUGCAUCAUUCUUCACAGCCACCAAACUAAAUUUGCGGCCUCCGUCAGUCCUGUGUUUGCAGUCGCUGAUGAGAGUAUAAGCCUUGAGAAAUGAACCACUGAAGUAGAACUACAGAUGUUUAUAUUUAUAAAGACUCAUUUGUAUAUAAGAUGUUAUAUAUUUUCUCCAGAUUGCCACCAUUAAGCCUGUGUCAUGUUACAAGUACACAUGGAUAAAGAACUCAAGGGGUGUGACUGAAAGAAAAAAUCCUUUUUUUU